Molecule: messenger RNA, 3530 nt
Organism: Pseudopipra pipra
Lineage: Eukaryota; Metazoa; Chordata; Aves; Passeriformes; Pipridae
Product: platelet glycoprotein Ib alpha chain-like
Exons: 2
Coding region: 1060-3159 (699 amino acids)
Cellular component (GO): plasma membrane
Molecular function (GO): protein binding
Source: RefSeq, a predicted model, not a curated record
UCCCACCCAGGCUGUGCUGCCAGCUCUUGGGAAAUGGGGAUACAGAAGGUGGGUGGUUUUACCACAGCCCACAAGUUCCCCUCAACCCAUCAGGGGGAUGGGUUUUCCUGCAGUUACAGGUUUUAAAACAACCCAGCAAAGAAAUUUUCCAAGGGUACCUCCCCAGGGAAAGCUCAGGAUUGAGCUCUCAUUUCUGUGUGGGUUGUGUCUAUCCUCAGCCAGGCACACAGUAGCUUUCAGACAAGGAAUGAGACUGUGCCAGGCAGAAGGGAAUAACAGGAUUCAAACUCCUGUUUUUUUAAAGCCAAUUAUGUGAAAAUGUGAAGUUGGAGCCUCCUUGGUCACUUAUCCUUUGAUUUCCGGGCUCUCCUCUAGUCUGAAUCUUGCAACAUUUUUUGUUGAGGCAUAAAAAUGAAGUGGGGGAAGCAGAUCUUCCUCACCCUCAGGUCAUUUUAUGACCACCUCAAGCCCCUCUCAGAAGCCAAGGCCAAUGCUGACACCAUUGGGCACGUUUAGGUCCUGCCCAUUUCCACUCCAGAAGCCAAUGGAAUUAUUUUCCCCUGCUUCUGCAGGUCCUACGGGGGAAAAACAACUUGAGUAGCAAGAUGAGCAGGAUCCAGUGCAGGGCCACAACCAUUUGCUGCUGGGGCAAUGCCUCUGUGUGCACACAAAGGCUGCAGUUGACAGCUGUUGAAAUAAAGUUGAGACUUUUCCAAGGAGAUGGUGGUGUGGCAGUGCGGUCAAAGCAAGGGCAAUGUGGAAGGGCAGGAGAUGGGUUUGGCUGCUCAGGAAGCCACAGCUCCCUUCCCACAGCUGGGGAUGCUGAUAGUGGGCUGGGCAGCCCCUGCUAUAGCUGCCCCAGAGCAGUGCCUGGGCUGUGGGCAGGAGGAGGCAGAGCAGCAGGAGAGCAAACACUGGAAGAUCCACAGGUGAGUCACAGUGUCCACAGGGGUGCCACAUCAAGGAAGCCACAUCUGUGCAUGGGAAUCUCUUUUCAGAUGAUUUGUGCUCCUACCUCGUGAAUCCAAAUCCAGCAGAGGGCUCAGCUGAGGUCAGGCCAUGCAGGUCCCUGCCCUGCUCCUGCUCACCCUUGUGGCCCUGAUGCCCCCAGCCCAGGCCUGCCCCUCGGAGAUGAACAAGGUCAAGGACCUCCUGGAGGUGAACUGCACAGGGAAGGCUCUCAGCACAGUGCCCCCAGACCUGCCUGCAGACACGGGCAUCCUGCUGCUCAGUGACAAUCGCCUGCUGUCCCUCUCCACCGCCGCCUUCCUGCCCCUCACCCAGCUGCAGGACCUCGACCUGUCCUUCAACGGGCUGGUGACUCUGCAGACCGAGGACCCGCUGCCAUCCCUGAAGGAGCUGAUCCUCUCCCACAACAGCCUGGGAACCCUGCCCGACCUGCAGGGCCUGCCUGCGCUGACCCGCCUGGCCGUGGCCAACAACAGCCUGGUGACACUGGCCCCAGGGGCUUUCCGCACCGUGCCACAGCUGCAGGACCUGGACCUGAGAGGGAACCGGCUGAGGACACUGCCCCAGGAGGCCUUUGCAGGGCUGGGGGCACUCAAGGACUUGGACCUCUCAGACAACCUCCUGGAGGAGCUCCCCAAGGAGCUGCUGCAGGAUCUGCAAAGGCUGGAGACCCUCUGGCUCUCGGGGAACCUCCUGCGCACCCUGCCCACCAACUUCUUCCCUGAGGGGCACCUCUUCAUGUACGUGUUCCUCACCAAGAACCCCUGGCACUGCGACUGUGACCUGCGCUACCUGCGGGCCUGGAUCCGGCAGAACGACGGCAGCGUUUACCACCCGGAGCGGGGCCUGCAGGAGACCAAGGUGGAGCUGGCCCCCAGGAAGGUGCUGUGCCACAGCCCCGCUGAGCACCAGCAUAAACCUGUCAUGGACUUCCAGCCCGACUGCGGCAACACGGGGGAUGCAGACGAGGGCGGAGAGGAUGACUAUAAUUAUGGGGAAGAAACAGCAGAGAAAAAUGCUUUGACCUCUCUAACCCCACAUCCACCCAUCCCCGAGGAGCACACUACUAUGCCCCAUGCUGUUACCCAGCCUCCCCUCCCUACCACCAGACCUUCCUUGAGCACCCCUUGUACCUCCACUCUUGCCCCAAGCGCUUUGCUUGUGGUGCCCAAAAGCACCAGAGCUCCCAACACCACCACUCCUGCACCAUCCAGUCCUACCAUCACACCCACACAGCCCCCCAGCACUGCUGCUCUCACUGCUGCUCUAACCAGCACCCUGCACAGACCCACCACCCCUGUCUCUGCCACCUCACUGCCUACCCCAAUGGGCAGCACCCCUCCCAGCAACAGUGGCCUGCCCCAAACCACCCUCACUGACACUCUCAUGAUGUCCACUGGCACGUUUCUCACCAACUCCACAGCAGUGCCUUUGACUGCCACGCUAGAGGCCUCUUCCACUGUUAGAUCUUCAUCUCCCCCUUCCAUGUCAGCCACCACCAUGCUUUCCACUCGUGCCCCAACACCACCAGCUCCCCUGGACACCACACGUGUCACCCAACCCGCCCGUUCCCCCCCAGCUGCACCUCCUGCCCUCUGCCCGUGCUCCAUCCCAGGACAGGCAGCGCCUGUGCUGCCUCUGCAGGCAGGUGGGGAGGGUCCACAGUGGGGGCAGUGGCUGCUGAGGCACUGCUGCCUCCUGCACUGGGUGCUCUACCUGGUUUCCUUGGCUCUGCUGGUCCUGACCAUGCUGGCUCUAGCAGGCUGGCUGGCUUGGAUGUGCCUGGUGGGACAACCCUUCUGGUACCGGUCCCUGCAGACCCAGGAGGUGCAGUAUCCCCUGCUGGGGUGGAGGGAGUCAGCAGGAAGCCCCGUGAUGCAUCUCAGCAGCUUCAAAAGCCCCCUCCAGCGCCCCACGUUCUGCACCAUCAAGGAAGUAGAGCUGUGCCCUGAGGUCACCUACUGCACAAUUAAAGAUCUGGGCAUACAGCGCAGUCCUCCUGCAGGUUCCUCCUUCUGCACCACAAAGGAGCUGUGGGUCCACCACAGUCCUCCUUCAGCCAAGCCUUUCUCCAGGAACCUGGUGGUCAGAGACCUCAGCUUCCUGAGGACCCUGUCUGCUUACAGCCUGGACAGGGGUGUCAGUGCCAUGGGUCAUGUCAGAGUGAAAUAUGCUGGCAACACCAUGUAAGUGCUUCUGUAUGCUCAGAGAAAGAGAUGGAGGGUUGUGGCUCUGCUUCAUGUGUGCUAGUUUUACAUGGGAAAGAUCUGCUUGCCCAGAGGGAAGCUAUCCAGCUCCUUCCUCUAGUAUGCUCCAGCAGCCUGAGGUUUCUAGAGCUAAAAUAAUUACUUGGGUAUUUGGCAGGGGAAGAUAAUGUCCUAAAUUGGUCAGUCAUAGUCUGGGGCUGCCAAUGCCUGGUCUCAGGGUGAGGGAGGGCAAGCAGAGCUUCUGUUGCUCUCUGUGUCCCACCUGCUUCUGUCCAAAUGAUGCAUGCAAAGAUGUGCUAUGAUUCCCACUCAGUGCCACGUUCUUAAUCACAUAAUAAAUAUUCUGUGCUUGAA